Messenger RNA from Gallus gallus (chicken), 1082 nucleotides. It is a transcript of the gene EIF3G, whose product is annotated as eukaryotic translation initiation factor 3, subunit G. Gene Ontology annotation, molecular function: RNA binding; translation initiation factor activity. The record is from RefSeq and is a predicted model, not a curated record. Bases 56 to 1030 code for a protein of 324 amino acids. Lineage: Eukaryota; Metazoa; Chordata; Aves; Galliformes; Phasianidae. Gene Ontology annotation, cellular component: cytoplasm; eukaryotic translation initiation factor 3 complex. The transcript has 11 exons.
GCCGGAAGUGAAGCGCCUCCUUCCGGUGGGGACGCGUGAGGGAGAGGGCAGCGCGAUGCCGACGGGGGACUACGACUCCAAGCCCAGCUGGGCGGAUCAGGUGGAGGAGGAGGGAGGAGAAGACGACAAAUGCAUCACCAGUGAGCUGCUGAAGGACAUUCCCCUCCCGGGGGUCCUGGGGGGCAGCCUGAGUGCUGAGGCUGAGCUGCUCAAAGGGGGCCCACUGCCCUCCCCAAAGGAGCUGAUCAAUGGGAACAUCAAAACCAUCACUGAGUACCGUGAGGAGGAGGACGGCCGGAAGGUGAAGAUCAUCCGCACCUUCCGCAUCGAAACCAGGAAGGCCUCCAAAGCGGUGGCGCGGCGUAAGAACUGGAAGAAAUUUGGCAACUCGGAGUUCGACGCUCCCGGCCCCAACGUUGCCACCACCACAGUCAGCGACGACGUCUUCAUGACCUUCAUCACCAGCAAAGAGGACCUGAACUGCCAGGAGGAGGAGGACCCCAUGAACAAACUGAAGGGCCAGAAGAUCGUCUCGUGCCGGAUCUGUAAGGGCGACCAUUGGACCACGCGCUGCCCCUACAAGGACACGCUGGGGCCCAUGCAGAAGGAGCUGGCCGAGCAGCUGGGGCUGUCCACGGGGGAGAAGGAGAAACUGCCAGGGGAACCGGAGCCGGUCCAGGCACAGCAGAGCAAGACGGGCAAAUACGUCCCGCCCAGCCUGCGGGAUGGGGGCAGCCGCCGGGGGGAGUCCAUGCAGCCCAACCGGCGCGCGGACGACAACGCCACCAUCCGUGUGACGAACCUCUCUGAGGACACGCGGGAGACCGACCUGCAGGAGCUGUUCCGGCCCUUCGGCUCCAUCUCCCGCAUCUACCUGGCCAAGGACAAAACCACCGGGCAGUCCAAGGGCUUUGCCUUCAUCAGUUUCCAUCGCCGUGAGGAUGCUGCCCGCGCCAUUGCGGGGGUCUCCGGCUUCGGCUACGACCACCUCAUCCUCAACGUGGAGUGGGCCAAACCCUCCACCAACUGAACGCUGCCCGAAGCGGUCGCUGCCUCUCAAUAAAGGUCUCAGAUGCAGAGCA